Molecule: messenger RNA, 1564 nt
Organism: Maylandia zebra (zebra mbuna)
Lineage: Eukaryota; Metazoa; Chordata; Actinopteri; Cichliformes; Cichlidae
Source: RefSeq, a predicted model, not a curated record
GUUUUCAAGUGCAACAGUUCAUACGAUUUUGUCUGCUCACUUAUCAAUAUGGCUCUCUGUCUCAGGAUUAUUUAUAUCAUCACUGGACUAACAGGAGUUCACAGCAUAACUACAGUCAGUAAAGUAUCAGUGAAAACUGGGAAAUCUAUCUCCAUCCCAUGUCUCUAUGAGUCCAAAUACAGAAACCAUGUGAAGUACUUUUGUGAAGGAGCUAAAUGGAGAUCCUGCAACGAUGUAGUAAAAACAAACACAGCAGACCCUUCAGGAAAAUAUUCAAUCUCUGAUGAUAAAAACCAAUUUUUUUUUACUGUAACUAUAAACAAUCUGACAAAUGAAAACACUGAUUACUGGUGUGUGGUGGAGAUUAAUAAUGGACCGGAUUAUGGAGAGCAUUUUCAACUGUCAGUUACCAGUGGGACCCCCAGUCUCUAUGUGGAUCAUCAGAUGAUUACAGGAUACAUUGGAGAAAGCACAACUAUUAGAUGUCACCACAGUAACUCUGGAGAAAUGAAGUGGUGCAGGCUGGGCAGGAACUGUGUGACAGGAUCAUCUGGAUCCAUAGAUGGAACAACAGUGACCACUUAUAUGAGCGAACCAAAUGUUUUCACAGUGACAAUGAGUGGACUACAGUCAGAGGACAGUGGCUGGUAUUGGUGUGCUAAAGAGGACAUUCAGAUACCAGUAUAUUUAACUGUUACUGAGAAACCAAUCACCACUACUGCCCAUACUUUUACUGGAGAUAGAACAAUUACCACAUUUAAAAAUGGACAACAAAGAGCUUCAUUUGACCUCAAGAUCCUCAUCAUCCCUCUGAGUGUGUUGAUCUUUAUUGUAAUUGUGGUGUUGUUCAUCUGGUUGAUACUGAGAAACAAGCAGAGAAAAGCAGACUCAUCAGCCACAGCAAUGGCCGGAGUGGAGGUAGCAUACGCUGAAGUUAGACCCAAGAAAAAACACUUAGGCAAGGUGGACCAGGAAGUAAUAUACACCAAUGUGGGAAACAUUAGAAGAAAAUCACCCGAGGUAACCCUAACAUACUACAACUAUACAUUUGUAUUUGAGUAUAAGCAGACUUUAACUUUUUUUUUCUUAAAGAAUGACACGACUGUAAAGUGUUCUGUUUCCACUCCUUUUGUUUUCCCCCAGAUGUCACUUCCUGAAAGUGAUGGGGAAGUCAUGUACAGUUCAGUUGUUACCCCCAGGGAUCAAUAAAGUAUUCUGAUUCUGAUUAGAAGAAAAUCACCCGAGGGUGAAGGAAAAGGCACAGAAGUUACAUAUAGCACAUUAGCUACUCUCCACUGAAAUAUUUAAAUGUUAUAACCUUUUGCAUUUUGUGUACCUGUAUUACUGGAGUCUUUGUCAGACAAGUGCUGCAAUUUGUUAUCUGCUCUCAUCAGCUUGUUAUAUGAUUUUUUGUUUUUAACUGCUGUUUAAGAACUAUAUUCCUGCAUAUUUGCAAAGUGAGUCAAAGAAGUGUUGAUCUGUUUGCUCUUUUAUCAAGAUCGUUGACAUUAAUCUUGUUUUUUUGUUAUUUUUUGUAAUAAAGAAGCAUUGCAAGCAUCAACAA